GAGCAAGUUUAAAUUAUUCAGACAUUGUUGGUUGAUAUGAUCGUUCAAAACUAGUCUAAUAGUCUAACUGAUAGAGUAACAAUAGUUGUUGCCAGCAAGCGGUAUAGACACUCUAAUUUUGAGCAUUAAGGAUGGGUACGAAGGAGGAUGGGCCCGGCGAAGAAACGACGACAAAUCGCCCGGACGAGGACUCGGCAGAGCGGCCAGCCUUGUCUGCAAAAUCCAGAAAGCCUCGGCAAGUGCCCGUCACACUUUCGACACCCGAUGAUGGAGGUGGCUUCUUUUUUGGGCAGGGAGGGGAGGAAGUGACGGAAUCUGCUUCGGCAAAGAUUACUCGAAGACUUGCUGCCCAACGACGAGUUCCAUCAGCUAAAAUGGAUCGUUCGCCUUCUAACGAGGGAAAAGUUGAAGUCAAAUCUAACACCAUCGUUGCUGUUCAUGAAGCUUUGACAGAAGCGCUUCCGGAUAUGCCAGCGCAAGCACCAGAGAUGGGUGGAGCUGAAUCAACACCUCCAAGCAUCUUUUCGUUUGGCGAACUAGAUCUCGCCGAAGUCAUUGACCGCAUUCUCUCGAAACUCGAAGCCGAGAAAUCUCACUUGAUUGGGACUCCAUCAACGACUGAGGACAUCCGGUUCCGCACUCAAUCCCACAUCAUCACUGAACUCGGGCGUCGAAUUGACCGAUCUCAACGAUAUUCUCAGGAUCUACAGGACCAAAUUAGCAAUUUACAGAAAGAAAAGGCCGAGAUAUUGGAGCAAUGUGAGAGAUUGAAAGAGAGGAUUCGCGAAGUGGAAGAAGCAGCUGAGGAGGUGGCAAGGAAUGUUACCUGGUCUCGUGUUCAAUCUGCCAGACAGAGUAGAGUCCAAGAGACUAGACAGAGUUCAGCUGGUAGACCCAGCACGGUCGAAAUACAGUUUCCUCCAAUAGUCGUCCAAAGAGAAGAUUUGGAACGGGAGGCAAACUUGAUACGAAAGCUUGGUGCGGACGAACGGGAGCACAGUGAAGAGGUUGUCGAGAACGACUUUUAUGAUCCCUUUGAAGAUGGGGAACUGGCACAACGGCCGGUAGCUUCUCGAAUUACAAAGGACAUGCUCCUAGAUGCCGCUGCUAUGCUUGCAGGAAAAAAACCUUUCGAUCCACCGACGACGCUCAGCGUUGGGCUAAAGUCGGUCAAAACGGACGAACGAUCCAUAAGCCCUAAUCCUUAUCGCCGUCUCCUCAAAUCCCCCAACCAACUCACAGCCACGUCUUACUUUCCCCGGAAUCUCACCCGUCUAGCCCACAGCGCUGCAGACCACACCCACCACAUCUCUCAAGUCCUCUUUCAGCAAACGAAGCAACUCCUUUCCGUUACAACGCCUGAUGAAUUCAUUGCUGUUCUUCAAUCUCAAUUGAAUGAAAUGACUAGCGCAAUGCACCUUUGUCUAAACGUAUUAGCAGAGGAGCAUCGGGCCUGUGAAAAGUGGAAAGCAAGAUGUGUUCGCCUAGUUGGAAGAACUGGUGAGAACGGCACUGGAGGGAGAGGAGGCGGGGCAGAUGGAACAGGUCUAAAAGGGCUCAGAAAAAAACAGUAUUUGGUCAAUGCCUUAAUGCCGAUGGUAAAACCGAGGAAAAAGAUGAGAAAGUUUGUAGUUCCAAGACGAGGGGACAAACAUGCUGCCGUCGGGACUACACCUAUGCCUGCCCAGCGGCUUCGGAAGCCGGUCGGGAGCAGUCGACCAAGGUAUAUCGAAGAAUUUGAAGAACGGGAAGCCAGAGAAUUCGCCGCAUCAACUCGGGCAAAAACCGCUCCUGUCAUGCGACGAUCUAGCACAGAUGCGGCGCCCAUCGUCGUUCCUACUGGCACUAUCCCAUCAACAGCAUCACCAGCUUUGAUACCGCAAGCAACUUCAACACCGACGACAGCCGCGUAUCCAACUCCUCCUCGUACAGCAUACAAAACCCACGUCAAGAAGAAUCACAACCAUCCGGCUCUCCAUGGCGAGUUCCACCACACCCACCGAGAAAGACCAAACCCGCCUUCUUCCGGACGACAUGCACAAGUGGUCGUUCCCCCCAUCUCGACCCCUGCGCCAUUUCCAGUCUCGGAAAAGAAGCGACAGGAUGGACAAAGUGGGUUAGACAUGUGUAUGGUACGAAAGAGUGGCAGAGAUGAUGAUCAGCAAAUGCUAGACAAUUCCCUUCGAGAUGCUACAAAACAUUUGAGAAGGCUAAAAGUUGUAUAAAUAGAUGGGGGCUUUUGUAGAUAGCGAUUUCCAAUAGAAAGCGAAAAAAUCCGUUCA
This is a messenger RNA of Spizellomyces punctatus DAOM BR117, 2282 nucleotides long. RefSeq lists its product as uncharacterized. Bases 132 to 2225 code for a protein of 697 amino acids. The transcript is spliced from 3 exons. The record is from RefSeq and is a predicted model, not a curated record. NCBI's taxonomy places the organism in Eukaryota, Fungi, Chytridiomycota, Chytridiomycetes, Spizellomycetales, Spizellomycetaceae.